This is a messenger RNA of Euleptes europaea (tarantolino), 1453 nucleotides long. RefSeq names its product solute carrier family 19 member 1 (gene SLC19A1). Bases 5 to 1453 code for a protein of 482 amino acids. Gene Ontology annotation, biological process: folate transmembrane transport. Gene Ontology annotation, cellular component: basolateral plasma membrane; apical plasma membrane; plasma membrane. The transcript is spliced from 5 exons. Gene Ontology annotation, molecular function: folic acid binding; folate:monoatomic anion antiporter activity. Lineage: Eukaryota; Metazoa; Chordata; Lepidosauria; Squamata; Sphaerodactylidae. The record is from RefSeq and is a predicted model, not a curated record.
CAUUAUGCCUGAGACUGAAACCCCAGAAAAGCAGCCCUCUGACCUCCCGCCAGAUCCACGCUGGAAGCUCCUGGUCUUCUACCUUUGCUUCUAUGGCUUCAUGACCCAAAUCAGACCUGGAGAGAGCUUCAUCACUCCCUACCUGUUGGGAACAGAGAAGAAUUUCACCAAGGAAGAGGUAACCAAUGAAAUUACACCUGUGUUGUCCUAUUCAUACAUGGCUGUGCUGGUGCCCAUCUUCCUGCUGACGGACUACCUGAGGUACAAGCCUGUGCUAGUGCUGCAGAGCCUGAGCCACAUCUCCAUCUGGCUGCUGCUGCUCUUUGGGACCAGCAUCCUUGCCAUGCAGUUCAUGGAGGUUUUCUACGGCAUCACCAUGGCUGCACGAGUUGCCUACUCCUCCUACAUCUUCUCCCUGGUCCCCCCUUCGCGUUACCAGCGUAUGGCCAGCUAUUCUCGCUCCUCCGUGCUAAUGGGAGUCUUCACCAGUUCUGUGCUGGGGCAGCUCUGUGUCUCACUUGGGGGCACCACUUUCAUGACCCUGAAUUAUAUCUCUCUCGGGUUCGUGUGCUUUGGCCUGAUCUUGACUCUCAUCCUGGAACGCCCCAAACGCAGCCUCUUCUUCAACAGGAGCGAACCUGUGUGCAAUGGCACCUCGCCCACUGAGCUGGACAAAAUGAAUGCUGGGGAGCCACCAUGGUACAAGGCGCCUAGCUUGCAGAAUCUAGUCUUCAUCCGGAUCCUAAAGGAACUGGCGACCAUCGUACGAUUGCCUCAACUGAGACUUUGGUCCCUCUGGUGGAUAUUUAAUUCUGCUGGCUACUACCUGAUGCUGUAUUAUGUUCAGAUUUUAUGGAAUGAGAUUUACCCCACCAGGGAUAACAGGAAGGUGUACAACGGAGGUGUAGAAGCUGCUUCUACACUUCUCGGCGCUAUUACCUCCUUUGCUGCUGGCUACGUGAAAAUCCGCUGGAGCCUCUGGUCAGAGCUAGUGAUUUGUAUUGUGACAGCGUUUCAAGCAGGCCUGCUUUUGCUGAUGAACACGACAGCCAACAUCUGGGUCUGCUAUGUGGCCUACAUUUUUUUCAGGGGCUCCUACCAAUUUCUUGUGCCUAUAGCCAUUUUCCAGAUUGCAGCUUCCCUGUCCAAAGAACUCUGUGCCUUGGUGUUUGGAAUCAACACCUUCCUUGCCACAGUACUCAAGACUAUCAUCACCAUUAUCAUAACAGAUAAAAGAGGCCUCGCUCUCUCAGUCCAUCCUCAGUUCUACGUUUAUUUUGGCUACUUUGCAGUCCUGACCGUGGUGUAUCUUGCAGCAUCUGUGUGUGUGGCUGUAAGGCACAAUGCAUGCAGGAAACCUCAAGAGGCAGCAACAGCCAAGGAACUCUGCAGCCCAGUUAGUGAAGUCCUGGAAAAAGACAAAAGCACAGACCCGGCUAGCUCCGAAGCCUGA